Messenger RNA from Aspergillus ruber CBS 135680, 567 nucleotides. Its product is annotated as succinate dehydrogenase cytochrome b560 subunit. Gene Ontology annotation, molecular function: electron transfer activity; succinate dehydrogenase activity. Gene Ontology annotation, biological process: tricarboxylic acid cycle; mitochondrial electron transport, succinate to ubiquinone. NCBI's taxonomy places the organism in Eukaryota, Fungi, Ascomycota, Eurotiomycetes, Eurotiales, Aspergillaceae. The coding region runs from base 1 to 567 and encodes 188 amino acids. The record is from RefSeq and is a predicted model, not a curated record. Gene Ontology annotation, cellular component: membrane. The transcript is spliced from 3 exons.
AUGUUCUCUCAGAAGCUCGCUCAGCAGCCGCUGCGACGGCUUGCCGUCCAGCAGCCCUACGCCAUGCGCUGGUCCAUGACCAACGGUGUCUCCCCUGCCUCCGUGGCUCUCGGAAACAAUGUGCAAAAGAGACAAGCGGCCACCUCCUCCAACACCUCUGACCCGACUCAGAUCCUCGCCCGGCAGCGCAAGAACCGCCCCGUAUCCCCCCACCUCUCCAUCUACCGCCCCCAGAUCACCUGGAUCGGCAGUAGCGCCCACCGUGUCACCGGUAUUAUCCUCUCCGGCGGCCUGUACCUCUACUCGACCGCAUACCUCGCCGCUCCCGUGCUGGGCUGGCACCUCGAGACCGCUUCCGUGGCUGCUGCCUUCGGAGCCCUUCCCAUCGUCGCCAAGGUUGGCCUUAAGAGUCUUAUGGCCUUCCCCUUUGUCUACCACUGCAUGAAUGGUGUGCGCCACUUGGUUUGGGAUCUUGGUCGUGGAAUCACAAACCAGCAGGUUAUUAAGUCUGGUUGGACGGUUGUGGGGUUGAGUGCCCUGAGCACGCUCGUGCUUGCUUUUCUGUGA